UCCUAUUAGAAGUGUCCUUGCUGGGGGCAGAUCAACUACUGUCAGCUCUGUCCGGAAUCUGAUCUGUCCUAUACCUCUGUGAGUUUGUGUUGUGAAUUCUGCGCCAUGGCUGCAAAACAAAAUGAUCAAGAACGCAUCCUCCGGCUAGAAGGAGAAAUUACCAGCCUAACAGAAGAGCUGUCCCAAUGCCAGGCGGACAAGGAAUUUGUGUGGUCGUUGUGGAAACGUCUUCAAGUGGCAAAUCCAGAUAUAACUCAAGCUAUCAGUUUAGUUGUAGACAGAGAGAAAACUAAGGCUGAGACCAAAGACCGAAAAGUACUUGAAAUCCUGCAAUCAAAAGAUGGCAAAAUACAAGAUCUAGAACAGAGGGCAUCGGGACAGCAUCAGGAGAUAAACAACUUGCUGCAAAGAAAGAUAGCAGUAGAUGAAGAAAAUCUUUCACUAAAGAAGGAAUUGGAUGACCUCCAACAAAAAUUAAAAGAUAAAAGUCAAGAACUUAAGAGUAUUAAAGAGAGCACGCAUAAUAAAGAAGAGCAGAGGGCAGUCAUUCUUGAAAAUCUGGAGCAGGAAAAGGAGAGUUUGAGCCAGAGAUGUGUUGACCUGCUCAAUGACCUGGAGAAAGCAAGAGAGCAGGAGGCACAGUGGAGAGGAGAAAAAUCUGGCAUUGAUGCCAAAAUUAAGGAUUUGGAGAUUAACUUACAUGGAGGAAGGUGUCAGAUGAAUGAUAUGAACAGCAAAAUCAAUGAUCUGUCAUCUCAGGUUUCCAUAAAGCAGAUGGAACUGACACAGAAAGAGGUUGAGGAGGUUAGGCUGCGGAAGGAGUUGCAAGAACUGCAGAAACUGUACAAACAAAGCAAUGAGCAUGCUGCACAGCAGGCAGAACUUAUCCAGCAACUCCAGGCUCUCAACAUGGAUACACAGAAAGUACUUAGAAGUCAGGAAGAUGCUCAUACGUCAGAAACCAUCUCAUAUCAGAAACUUUACAAUGACUUGAAUGCUUGCUAUGAAACGGCAAAGUCCAGUGAGACUCAGCUUCGGCAAAGUAAUAUUGCUCUCACAGAACAGCUACAUCAGAAGGAACAGCAGAUUAGCCAACUGCAAAGAAGGCUGGAAGAGGCCCUCGAUGCAUUACCCAAGUCACCCCAGGAACCUCAGGUCUUGGAACAUCCAUCCCCAGUAGAGCUGGAGCUCAUAAUAGCUUCACAGAAAUCAGAAAUAAAAUUUCUGCAGGAAAAACUUAAAACAGCAGAUCUUCAGUUAAGUCAAGUAGAUAAUUGUAGAAGCGAGGCAGUUGAAAACGGCAUCCUGAGGGCUGGGAGAAUGCGCGAGGUGCAACCUGGGAAACGUUCAAGGUCUCUGUCCCCAAUGGGCUUUUCCAGAGAGUCAGAAGAGUUAAAAAAGCUUAAGAUAGCAGAAAAGCGGAUCGAACAUUUAGAGAAGACACUGCAGAUUAAGGUUCAAGAAAACCAAGAACUACAAAAGGCUCAUGAUAAACGCAGAGACAGAUUGUUGAUGCUGCAGUCUAAUUAUAAGGAAGUCAAGCGACAUAUUGAACAGUGCGAAGAGUCAUGUGCCAUAGAGAGACACAACAAAAAAAGGGUCAUGCGUGCCGAUCCACGACAUCUUCGUCAUGAAAACUCAGAUGCUGUGUGGAACGAACUUGCUUACUUUAAAAAGGAACAUAAAAAAUUGCAAGUGGAGAAUAUGAACUUAGAAGAAGAACUAGACCAUCUCAAAGUGCAGGCUACAUCAGACAAAGCAACUUUAAAAGAAUUAAGUGGCUGUCUUCAACAAGAGAGAGAAGAGCUACUUUUCAGACUUUGCAAGGAUGAAGAUAUCAGAAGCAGUACCCCAAAGAAAUAUGCAGUCGAGACUUUGCAAUGGACAGUACAGAAGGUAAGCCACCUUGAACAAAGGAUAACUGAGUUAGAGGUGGAAUCACGUAAAUUGGAAGCAGCAAACAAAGAGUUAACAAUCGAGAAUAAUUCUGUGAAAGCAUCAGCAAGACACCUUCGUAAAGAUGUGGAAUCAAGAGAGCGGGAGAUAGAGGAACUCGUUGCAAAAACUCUAGAAGCAAAUCACGUCAGCGAGGCAUUAAUAGUAAAGAACAAUGAGCUCAACAGAGAAGUCACAACUCUGAAGAGAUUGUUGGCAAAAAGUAGUAAGAUGAGGAAUGAAAACAGAGAUCUGUUAAAGCAAGUGCAGACCUUAAAGUGUAAACUGGACCAGGCCGAACACGCGACUACUGUAGCUACCAAGCAACGGAACAGCAAGAAAGGCAAUAAAAAGGAAGCAGGAACCAAGGUUAAACAUAAAGCAGCCAAGAAACUCUCCCUGAGACGUCACCAAGCUUUUCUUAAUCAAUCUAUCAAGGUUAUGAGCAGUAUGUUUGAGAACUUCAGCAAAGACGGCUGGGAGGAUGUAAGUGAAGACAGUGACUCUUAUAUGGAAUCUGCUGAGAGUUUGAGACCAGCGAUUGUAAGAUCUACUGAGGCAGAAACGUCAUCUUUAGACGAAUCAAACAUUUUGGAAGAAAGUUCUAACAAUGACUUUUCUAGAAGGAGCCGGAAGAAGGAGCUCAGUAGGAUAGCUCCAGGUGAUGAAGGCAACAUGCAAGGCAAUGAAACCGAGAAAAUUUGUAACACUAGAAAAUAUCAACUUUUGCCAAACUACAACCAAUCUUUAGUAAAAGUACGAAGAGACAGGAGACACCAGAUCAUUGCUCUCAAACCGUCCCUGGCAUCGUUACGGCAAAGGGUUGCAUCCUUGCAACAUCAAGUGUCCGUAUUAGGGAAAGGGAAGCAGGCAGCGGUUGCUUCUGUCAGAGAGCUUAAGGAAGGGAAAAUAAAGCUAGCAGCUGAACUGCAUCUGUCUUACCAAAAGCUUCAAAUCAGCAAGCAGAUGGUAAAGAAACUGUCCACAGACCUCAAUGAAGUUCAGCGGGAAAAGGAAUAUGUGGAGAGAACUGCAGAGCAGAUGAAAGAACAGCUGGUCCAAGCCAAAAGGUCACUGGAAAUGCUGAGCCCUGUGACCUCUGAUCAAUCUCCAGACACUCCAUUAACUCCAUCAAAGAGUGCAGAGAAAGAGAUGAAGCAGCUCCAGAGUAAAAUAAAGAAUAUGACUAUUGAAAUGGCAAAACAGUCUUCAGCGAUGAAAUCUGUGAAAAAUGAAGUCCAGGAAAAGGAAGAACGAAUUCGGGAACUGCAAGAAAGGGUUGCUCGGAUGGAAAGGGAUGUCAACAUGAAAAGGCAUUUGAUAGAGGAUCUAAAAACACGUCUGAAAACCUACCAGGAAAACGAGAGACCUGGCAAAGAAAUGUUAGAAAGUCUUGAAAGGAAGGUGAAAGCAUUAACAGAGGAAUGUUCUCACAAGAAGACCUCAAUUGAUUCGUUAAAGCAAAGACUUAGUGUAGUUACAAAAGAAAAGACCCAGUAUGACCAAAUGUACCACAAAGCCAAAGAUGAUCUAGAAAGGAAGAGUCUAAGAAUCAGUGAUCUGGAAGCAAAAGUGACAGAAGCGGAACGCUCCUUAUCCGAACUGGAAAGCACGGCAACUCAGCAGCUCCACAAUUUAGCAAUGCAAAGUGAACAAGCAAUGGAAGUGGUGCAGAAUAAACUACUACAUGUAAACAGAAGAGUGGAUGAGCUUGUCACAUUUGUGAAGAAUUUAGCAAAGACAUUGCAGGUAAACAUAUGCGACGUUCGAAAUAAAAUCAGACAAUCCAGGAUGCUACAAGAAUCCGAGAGUGGUCCAUCGAGGAAAUCUGUUCACAGAGCCCAGUUACUGGCAGCUUCCAUUCUUAAUAUCUCUACCACUGACAUAGAUGAGAUGUUAGAGGUGCAGGAUGAAGAGGAGCUUGCAAACAUGAAGCGGUCAGAAGAGUCUGAUAAAGAAUGGAUGAACGACAUAAUGAAGCUUCUUGAAGGACAGCUUCCUUUUGGUUCUUGUUUAAUGGACACCAUCGUCAGCAAACUCAAUGAGAAAAUAAAACUUGUGGAAGAAUAUACUAUGCUGAAGAAAGACACCAGGUGAAAAGUGUGUGAAUACCAGCUACAAACUCUUUGUUAUACAAUAUUGUAAAUGAUUGCACUAUAUUACACAAUAUUGCACAAGGAACAGAACUUGCAAAGGUUUUUCUACAACCAGAUCAGCACUCAAUUUUUUUCUAUUUGCUCCUUUUUGUAGUAUUUAUUUCUGCUUCCCUGGACCAAGUUUUAGAAUUUUGAUAGAGAGUCUAUGAAACACUAUGUAAAGGUACAGAUCUGGAAUAAUGCUGCUUUGAAAACGAACAUUCAUUGUUUUUUUUUUGUUGUUUGCGCAUUGACAGAUACAUAAUUUAUCUACUUUAUUUCACUUUAGACUUGUAUUUUCCCAAAAAGUCAAACACACUUCAAAUAGAUAGUUAAAAAAAA
Molecule: messenger RNA, 4412 nt
Organism: Pelobates fuscus (common spadefoot toad)
Lineage: Eukaryota; Metazoa; Chordata; Amphibia; Anura; Pelobatidae
Gene: CNTLN
Product: centlein
Exons: 27
Coding region: 106-4032 (1308 amino acids)
Biological process (GO): protein localization to organelle; centriole-centriole cohesion
Cellular component (GO): centriole; centrosome
Source: RefSeq, a predicted model, not a curated record